This is a messenger RNA of Volvox carteri f. nagariensis, 1032 nucleotides long. RefSeq lists its product as uncharacterized. NCBI's taxonomy places the organism in Eukaryota, Viridiplantae, Chlorophyta, Chlorophyceae, Chlamydomonadales, Volvocaceae. The record is from RefSeq and is a predicted model, not a curated record. Gene Ontology annotation, cellular component: nucleolus. Gene Ontology annotation, molecular function: methyltransferase activity. Bases 13 to 756 code for a protein of 247 amino acids. The transcript is spliced from 6 exons.
UUUCUGGACAAGAUGCGCGCCAAGUUGGCUGGAGGUCGGUUCCGCUACCUGAAUGAAGAGCUGUACACUCGCAGCGGCGGAGAUGCCUUCGCGAUGAUGCAGUCCCAACCGGAGUUGUUCUCUCAAUAUCAUGAGGGCUUUCAGAGGCAGACCCGGGGGUGGCCCAAGCAGCCUGUGGAUGUCGCCAUCGGGUGGCUCAGGUCCAAAAGGUCGGAGAUUAAGGUGGUUGCUGACUUUGGUUGCGGGGACGCCAAGGUCGCCGCCAGCGUGCCCCAGACGGUCCACUCAUUCGACUUGGUGGCCUCCGCCCCUGGAGUCAUCGCCUGCAACAUGUCUGCCGUACCAUUGCCGGACGAGGCAGUGGACGCGGCUAUUUUCUCUCUGGCGCUCAUGGGUACGGACUACGGCAGCUUCCUCGAGGAGGCUGUUCGCGUCCUCAAGCCAAAGGGCUGGCUGUGGAUUGCUGAGGUUCGCAGUCGUUUCAGCCGGGGGGCCGGGAACAGCGACGAGGACGGCGGCGCACGAGCAGGAGCUAAUGCUGGCGGCGGCGGUGAGGAGGACUUUCAGCCCUUCCUGUCCUGUCUGAAGCGCCUGGGGCUGAGGCUUGUGAGCGAAGAUGCCGGCAACAGGAUGUUUGUGGUGUGGGUGUUGCGAAAGUGUGAGGGCAGUAAAGCGGGCGGAAAGCAGCGAAGCGGCGGCAGCAGCAGGGAAAUUCCCUGGCCGGAGCUGAAGGCAUGCGUAUACAAGAAGAGGUGAAAGUGUUGCUUGAGCUGGUGUUUUGGCAUCGGUAUUUGUCAAGCCCUAUCUGGUUUCGGAACGGAGGAAAAUCGACGGCACUUGCGAUGUGGGGCAAAGCGUUUCAGUUCGUUGUUCGUCAAAAAGCUCGUUGUGCAAAGUAGUCUUAGGGAUGGCAAAUGGUUGGACCCCUCCGGGAUAUAACCUAAUCUGGCAGGUGUUGCGGAACGGUGAAUAGUUUUCGAAGGUCGCUCGGACAUUUGCAAAGCCAGGUAUAUUAAUUAUCGGCCUGCUGAA